CGGUGAAAAUGGUAGAGAGAGGUUUUUGCAUAUUUGUCAACUCCGACGAAAACAGAGCUGAGAAACGAUGGCGAAGUGAAUUUGGAUUUGAUAAUUUCUCAGAGCUUGCUUCGUUUGAUGGAUGGGAGAGUGUGUGUCCACUUCCUUUCUGUUGAAUGACAAAUUUUACUUUCGACGGAUGAUUUCGAACGACCAUUGAAAGAUUCAGGGGGGGGAUUAGCGUAGAAAAGAGAUCACUGUCGUCAUUUGUUAUCGAUUGUUGUUGGGAAAACGAGUGGAAAUCUUGCUCCUCCACGUUCGCCUUCCCAUCUUCUUGAUUCUCGAUCCGAGAAUCGAAGAAGCAGAGGCGUCCCAUCAUCCACCGUCGCCGGUGCUCCAAGGUGGGAGCAUCUGGCGCCGACCCAGAAGCGCUAGAGUCGUCUUUAGUGAAAUUCAAGAGCGACCCACCAAGCAUCGCCGCCGCAUCGCGCCCGCCCACCUCUCAAGUUCACUCCUUUUCGCCCCUGGGGAAGGCCCGCGCCGUCGUCUCCGGGGUCGCCGCCGUCUCGCCGCCGGUGGUGCCUCCGGGGGGAUAGAGGGGGCGCAGGAUGAAGCGGCGAGGCGGGAUCGGGUUCUCCCUCCCCGUCGCCGUCGUCGUCCUCGCGAUCGGCUUCCUCUACUUCUCCACCGUCUUCGUGUUCAUCGACCGCUGGUUUGGCCUCGCCUCCUCGCCGGGCCUCAUGAACGCCGCCGCCUUCACCGCGGUCGCCCUCAUGUGCGCCCUCAACUACGCCGCCUCCGUCUUCACCGACCCGGGUCGGGUCCCUCCCACCUUCGUGCCCGACGUCGAGGAUGGCGAGACUCCGAUCCACGAGAUCAAGCGCAAGGGUGGAGACUUGAGAUAUUGCCAAAAGUGUUCCCUCUAUAAGCCUCCGCGUGCACAUCAUUGUCGAGUUUGCAAAAGAUGUGUUCUGCGAAUGGAUCACCACUGCAUUUGGAUAAACAAUUGUGUUGGCAACGCAAACUACAAGGUGUUCUUUGUAUUUGUUGUCUAUGCAGUAACAGCAUGCAUCUAUUCACUGGUCUUGCUUCUGGGUAGUUUGAUCAGUGAUCCUGAAAAGGAUGAUCAGCAAAGUGAAGACUCCUCGCGAACCAUAUAUGUUAUUUCGGGGCUGUUGCUUGUACCUCUGUGCAUUGCAUUAAGUGUCCUAUUGGGUUGGCACAUCUACCUUAUUUUGCAUAACAAGACCACAAUUGAGUAUCAUGAAGGUGUGAGAGCAAUGUGGUUGGCAGAGAAGGGAGGGAGUGUCUAUAAUCAUCCAUAUGAUCUUGGUGCCUUCGAAAAUUUGACAACGGUGCUGGGUCCAAACAUAUUAACCUGGGUAUGCCCCACAUCUACACACAUCGGUUCCGGUCUUCGCUUCCGCACCUCGUAUGACGAGUUGGCCGCUUCGCCUGAUUCGUAGCCUCUUUCGCUUUGUCGGGAACCGACCUCGAGUCAUACCACAUUCUUUUAACUCACAGAUGCAAUAGAGCGCUCUCCAUUUGAUUUAGAGGUUCCUAGACCGUGCGCCCCCGCGGCUUUGCAUGCAGGAAUUUUCCCACGACUAGCUGCCUGGCUUUCUGAUGCCGAAGCUUUAUGGCUGCGAGGUUCUCGGGAGGCGUGCAGCAGGUGUAGUCUUUGUAAGAUUUGGUUAAAGGUGGGGGAGUUUGGUCUUUCUUUUGGAUUUUGUUGUGUCAUAGGUUUGUCCUUGCGGGUGGUGGUAUAGAGCUCUCGUGCCUGUAUGAAAUUCGGCUCACAACUGUACAAAGAGGAAGGUAUAUAAAAGGAUCAUUCGAUUGCCAGA
Molecule: messenger RNA, 1826 nt
Organism: Syzygium oleosum
Lineage: Eukaryota; Viridiplantae; Streptophyta; Magnoliopsida; Myrtales; Myrtaceae
Product: probable protein S-acyltransferase 16
Exons: 7
Coding region: 588-1445 (285 amino acids)
Molecular function (GO): palmitoyltransferase activity
Source: RefSeq, a predicted model, not a curated record